This is a messenger RNA of Passer montanus (Eurasian tree sparrow), 1998 nucleotides long. It is a transcript of the gene TLR5, whose product is annotated as toll like receptor 5. Gene Ontology annotation, molecular function: transmembrane signaling receptor activity; protein binding. Lineage: Eukaryota; Metazoa; Chordata; Aves; Passeriformes; Passeridae. Gene Ontology annotation, biological process: immune response; inflammatory response; toll-like receptor signaling pathway. Gene Ontology annotation, cellular component: membrane. The record is from RefSeq and is a predicted model, not a curated record.
AUGAUGCAGCUGAUAACGAAAUUCUGUGUUCUUCUCCCUGCCUUCACUACAGAAGAUGUGGCCUGGGCCAAGUUCCCCAAUCCUUUCAAAAAUAUUACAUUUAGCUCACUAGACCUUAGUGACAAUGGCUGGAGAACAGAGAGAGUCCAAUAUCUCUGUGCAGCCAUUGAAGAGACUCAAAUAAGUUCUUUAAUAUUUAGCAGUCCUAAAAUUGGUUCAGGAUUUGGCUUUGAUAACUUAAAAAAUCCAGAUGAUUCUACUUUUGCAGGACUAGGAAGAAGUAAUCUAAGGUUCUUUCAUAUUUCACAGGGUUACAUUUUCUCUCUCAAUUCUUUAGUCUUUCAAAGUCUUGGCAAUCUGGAAUCACUGAACCUUUUUGAAAACAUUAUCGUUUUUGAAAAGGUUCAGUGAUAAGCAUUUUUUGGCUUGGGCAACCUAAAAAUUCUCAAUCUCUCAAGAAACCUUUUGGGUAAGUUGUACAAUUACACUUUUGAGGGUCUUGUAAUGUAUAUUGAUUUACAGCAAAAUCAUAUUGGGAUGAUUGGUGACAAAUCAUUCAGGUAUUUAGUAAAUCUGAAAAUAAUUGAUCUCCGAGACAAUGCCAUUAAAAGUCUCCCUUCUGUUCCACAUCUGAGCUUUGCCUUUUUAGGUGACAAUAAGCUAAUGUCUGCAGGUGACAGAGCAAUAACUGCAACACACCUCAAAUUAGAAAGAAAUUGGUUGGCAAACCUAGGUGACCUGUAUGUUCUUUUCCAAAUUCCAUAUCUGCAGUAUAUCUUUUUAAAACAGAACUGGUUCUCUUACUGUGUGAAGAGUGCUUAUGUUAUAGAAAACAAUCAGUUACUAUAUAUGGAUCUAGGUGAAAAUAUGUUACAGCUGGUGUGGGAGGGAGAUUUAUGUUUGGAUGUGUUUGGGGCACUGCCCAAACUUCAAGUUCUACAUCUGAAUAACAACUACCUCAGUGCUCUUCCACAGGAGAUUUUUAGAGGUCUAACAUCUCUUAGAAGACUUAACCUGGCUUCCAACCUGUUGUCUCAUCUUUCUCCUGGGUUUUUCCCACGAAACCUAACAAACCUAAACUUAUCUGGAAACCAGCUGUUUUCCCCUGACCCUGAAGUCUUUAUGACUUUGAAUAUUCUGGAUAUAACACAUAAUAAUUAUGUCUGUGAUUGCAUUUUAAAGAGCCUGCUAGUGUGGCUGAAUGAAACCAAUGUAACCAUGGCUGGCUCCCAGUCUGAGAGAUACUGUGUGUACCCUGCCUUUGAAGGGAUACCCCUGUCAUAUAUGACAUACAAUGGUUAUGAUGAAGAUGAACUCCAGCAGACACUCAGAUUCUCACUCUUCAUCUUCUUCUUGGUCAUUGUUGUGUUUCUGGUGGCAGUCAUAAUUUUUACUCGCUGCUGGGGGAUUUGUUUCAUGUGGUAUAAAACCACCACAAAUGACUUGAUAGACAAUCAACAACGAACAGCAGAUAAAAGUGAAUACAAAUAUGAUGCAUAUCUCUGCUACAGCAAAAAUGACUUUGAAUGGGUCCAGAAAUCUUUGCUAAAGCCCCUGGAUUCACAGUAUUUUGAUAAAAACAGAUUUACCUUGUGUUUUGAGGAAAGAGAUUUCUUGCCUGGCGAAGAACUUAUCAACAAUAUUCGUGAUGCCAUUUGGAACAGCAGAAAAACAAUUUGCAUUGUGACCAGGCAGUUUCUCAAAGAUGGGUGGUGUGUGGAAGCCUUUCAUUUCACCCAGAACAGGUACUUCUGUGAUCUGAAGGAUGUCCUCAUUAUGGUAGUGGUUGGGUCACUUUCUCAGUAUCAACUGAAGAACAAACCGAUUCGAAACUUCCUACAAAGGAGUCAAUAUUUAUGGUGGCCUGAAGAUUAUCAAGAUGUAGGCUGGUUUUUAGAUAAACUUUCUUGCCAAAUUCUGAAAGGAAAAAAAGUGCAAAGGAAAACUAGUGGUAUAAAGCUGCAGCCUAUAGCAACUCUCUCACAUUGACUGUGUGAG